Molecule: messenger RNA, 900 nt
Organism: Arachis ipaensis
Lineage: Eukaryota; Viridiplantae; Streptophyta; Magnoliopsida; Fabales; Fabaceae
Product: putative glutathione S-transferase
Biological process (GO): glutathione metabolic process
Cellular component (GO): cytoplasm
Molecular function (GO): glutathione transferase activity
Source: RefSeq, a predicted model, not a curated record
CUUAGCAAAUUAAAACACACACACACACCACAUACAAGAAUCAGAAAUUCACAGCAAUAUGGAAGAUUUGAAGUUACAUGGAUUUUGGUAUAGCCCCUUUACAAUGAGGGUGGUAUGGACCUUGAAAUUGAAGGGUCUAUCAUAUGAGAACAUUGAGGAAGAUCGCUUCAAUAAGAGCCCUCAACUUCUUGAAUACAACCCUGUGCAUAAGAAGACCCCAGUGCUUGUUCAUGGUGGAAAACCCAUUUGUGAGUCCAUGCUCAUUCUGGAAUACAUUGAAGAGUUAUGGCCACAGAAUCCAUUGGUCCCUCUUGAUCCCUAUCAGAGGUCUCAAGCAAGGUUUUGGGUUACAUAUUCUGAUCAGUUGUUUCCUGCAGUUGUGCCACUAAUUUACGUCGACAUUGCUAAUGAUGAAGAGAAGGAAAAGGCCACAGAGAAGGUCCAAAAACUUCUAAGAGAUGUUGAAGAUCAAUGCUUAUUAUUGGUUGAUGAGAAACUAUUCUUUGGUGGUGACACUAUUAAUAUGGUGGACAUAGCUUUUGGAUCAAUGAUCAAAUUUCUUGUAACUAUGGAAGAUUUGAAUGAAUUGAAGGUUCUAGAAGCUGAGAAAUUCCCUCGUUUGCAUUCAUGGUUUAAUAAUUUCAAGAAUGCUCCAAUCGUCAAAGAAAACUUCCCUGAUAAAGAGAAAAUGUGUGCUAAUUUGAAGUAUAUCAGAAAAACAAUAAGAGAAUUGGAAUCAUCUGCCUAGUUCAAGAAGAAGGUUCCUUUUUAUGAAUUUAAUAAUUCUUUGGAGUGAUUCUAUUUAUUUUGUUGUGAAAAUAAAUCAAGUUGUGAAGAUUUCAAUUUGAUCACCUGUACUAUUUAUUUGUUUAAAUAAAUCGUUGAUAUUUGUUAUUUUAA